Messenger RNA from Paracoccidioides brasiliensis Pb18, 279 nucleotides. RefSeq lists its product as uncharacterized. The record is from RefSeq and is a predicted model, not a curated record. The transcript is spliced from 2 exons. Gene Ontology annotation, biological process: vacuolar proton-transporting V-type ATPase complex assembly. The coding region runs from base 1 to 279 and encodes 92 amino acids.
AUGGUCUGCGCGCCGCUGGGCGUCUAUUUCGGAACUGUGAAUAGGGUGUUUGAAGGUGCGUUCAAUUCAAUUCAAUCCAUAUCCAAUACCUUUCAUUUCACAAUCCAACCGCACCCCAACGCUAACACACAACGGUUAGGAAACUCCACGUACGCUGGCGCUUACGCUGCCGUCACUGCAAAUCUUGUGGUGCUUGGGUAUAUUCUUAUGGCGAUAUGGGAGGAUAGUGGUGCGGAGAAGAGCCGGAAGGGGGAUGUGGUGAAGGGGAAGGAGGAGUAA